Messenger RNA from Acanthisitta chloris (rifleman), 606 nucleotides. RefSeq names its product transmembrane 4 L six family member 4 (gene TM4SF4). Lineage: Eukaryota; Metazoa; Chordata; Aves; Passeriformes; Acanthisittidae. Gene Ontology annotation, cellular component: membrane. The record is from RefSeq and is a predicted model, not a curated record. The coding region runs from base 1 to 606 and encodes 201 amino acids. The transcript is spliced from 5 exons.
AUGUGCACGGGAGGUUGUGCCAAGUGCCUGGGAGCCACUCUCAUCCCUCUGGCUGUGCUCUGCACCCUCGCUAACAUUUUGUUGUUUUUUCCUGGAGGGAAAGUGCCUGAAGACAAUACACACAUUACAGCAGAGGUCUGGUACUUCGGUGGGAUCUUGGGAUCUGGUAUAUUGAUGAUAUUCCCUGCCUUGGUAUUUUUGGGCCUUCAGAACAAUGAUUGCUGUGGAUGCUGCGGCAAUCGGAGCUGUGGAAAGAGAUUUGCGAUGUUUUCUUCUAUCAUAUUUGCCGCAAUUGGAGUUCUGGGAGCUGGAUACUGCUUUAUCUUGUCAGCAGUAGCCCUGAACAAAGGCCCUAAAUGUAAAAAUGGAAACGACUGGGUCUACCCUUUCAAAGAUGGGAAUUACCUCGGUAACCAUAACCUGUGGGACAAGUGUCAGUCACCUGAAAAUAUUGUCCCAUGGCACCUGACCCUCUUCUCCUUGCUGCUGGUCAUGAGUGGGAUCCAGGCAGUGCUCUGUGGCAUCCAGGUGGUGAACGGUCUGUUUGGAACCCUCUGUGGGGACUGCAAAUGCUGCGGAUGUUGUGGGGGAGAUGGAACUGUCUAA